AUGCCCAAACGGGAAAGUUUGCUUGUUGUGGCUUUAAUUUGUGGCGGUGCAAAAGCUGCGGACCGCAAAGCUCGCCUUGCGAAACUAGCGUCCCUAAAGAGACAACGAAGCGAGACCGAGAGCAAUUCCGCAGACCAGAAAGACUCGGAUGGCAGCACCGUGCCUCAAUAUCUGUCUGGACGAAACUACGACUGGGAGUCAAAGGGUGCAAAGCUUGGAUUUGAGAAUGACCCCACUCGAGACGCCGUUACGUUAGAAGACAAGGCAGCUGAAAUCGCCGCGGCGACUGCUCAAGCUGCGCAAGAAAAUGAAGACGCUGAUAAACCAAUUGACCUGUUUAACUUACAACCCAAGAAGCCUAAUUGGGACUUGAAGCGGGACCUUGAGCAGAAGAUGAGAGUGUUGGACGUUAAGACGGAGAACGCUAUGGCUCAGCUUGUCAGACAGCGGAUACAGAAUUCCCAGGCUGCGGUAAAGGACAAACACAUAGGAGACAAUGAUGGAGAUGAAGAUUCCGCCGGAAUCGACGGUGAAAUGCUCGUCCAGGGUAUUCAUACCCGAGAGCAGGAGGAAACUAAGCAGAGGAGGGAGGGAGAAGACUGGAGUUAA
Microsporum canis CBS 113480 is the source of this 609-nucleotide messenger RNA. RefSeq names its product complexed with Cdc5 protein Cwf18. The transcript has 2 exons. The record is from RefSeq and is a predicted model, not a curated record. Bases 1 to 609 code for a protein of 202 amino acids. NCBI's taxonomy places the organism in Eukaryota, Fungi, Ascomycota, Eurotiomycetes, Onygenales, Arthrodermataceae. Gene Ontology annotation, cellular component: post-mRNA release spliceosomal complex; U2-type spliceosomal complex.